This is a messenger RNA of Trichomycterus rosablanca, 4170 nucleotides long. It is a transcript of the gene adamts1, whose product is annotated as ADAM metallopeptidase with thrombospondin type 1 motif, 1. The transcript has 8 exons. NCBI's taxonomy places the organism in Eukaryota, Metazoa, Chordata, Actinopteri, Siluriformes, Trichomycteridae. Gene Ontology annotation, biological process: proteolysis; extracellular matrix organization. Gene Ontology annotation, molecular function: metalloendopeptidase activity; zinc ion binding. Gene Ontology annotation, cellular component: extracellular matrix. The record is from RefSeq and is a predicted model, not a curated record. Bases 191 to 2965 code for a protein of 924 amino acids.
AUAAGAUUUGGGGAGUUAAGGAGUAAAGGAAACUUUUAAACGCUCUUAUUAGGAAUUACUUUUAUUUAUUGUGAUUAUCAGCAUUGGUACUUAUUAGUUUGCACUGGAUUUUUAGUAAACUACACCUUCCUGUGGAAUCAAGCUGGACUCUAUUUUAUUCACAGAAACAUAUUUUCCAAAAGGAAUUAAAAUGCUUUUCGUGCGACUUGCGUUAACCUCGUUUGCAGCCCUGUGCGUAAACGCGGGGCAGAGCGCAUGGGAAUCGACAACUGCCAUCCCGCGGAAAAUCAACCCAGAGUCGGAAAGAGUGCUCCACUUCGAGCUGGAGAUCUUCGGGGAAAGGAUCCUGCUGGAGUUAGAGUCGGAUCAGACCUUCCUGGCGCCGGGCUUCGUGCUGCAUGUGGUGGGGAAGCCGGAGAACCAGCGGGAGAACCAGCGGGAGAACCACCAGCACCAGCGGGAGCUUGACAGCUCGGCCGAGGCGCGCUGCUUCUACUCGGGUACCGUCAACGGAGAGAAGAACUCGGCGGCCGCCUUGAACGUGUGCCGCGGACUCCGGGGCGCGUUUUAUUUGGGUGGGGAAGAGUAUUUCAUCCAGCCCGCCAACACCACCGCUUCCAGCGGGGACGUCCACGUCGUUAGGCGGAGAAGCCGGCGGCUCGUCGAGGAGGACGCCGGAUCCAAGUGUGGCGUCAACGAGGAUGAGGAGAAAGUGCCAAAGCACCAGACGCACGACCAGUUCUCAACGCCGCCAGAAGCACAAGGUCAUCACCGGUCCCGGCGUUUCGUGUCCACCCCUCGAUACAUGGAGAUCAUGAUCGUGGCGGAUCGCUCCAUGGUGGACUUCCACGGCGACGGGUUGAAGCCUUACCUGCUGACCAUAAUGGCGGUGGCGUCCCGCCUGUAUCGCGACCCGACCAUACACAAUUCCAUCACGCUGGCCGUCGUGAAGCUCAUGGUGAUACACGACGAGGACCACGGACCCUCCGUCUCCGACAACGCCGCGCUCACCCUGAGGAACUUCUGCCAGUGGCAGAGGCAGCACAAUCCCUCCAGCGACCGGCAUCCGGAGCAUUACGACACCGCCGUGCUGUUCACCAGGAAGGAUCUGUGUGGCGCCCACUCCUGCGACACGCUGGGCAUGGCUGACGUCGGGACUCUGUGCGACCCUGAACGGAGCUGCUCCAUCGUCGAGGACGACGGCCUGCAGUCGGCGUUCACCGUAGCGCACGAGCUAGGUCACGUGUUCAACAUGCCGCACGACGACGCCAAGCAGUGCGCCGGCGUCAACCGAGACACCUGGAACGCCCACAUGAUGGCGUCGACCCUGUCCAACCUGAACCAGCUGCAGCCCUGGUCUCCGUGCAGCGCCCUGAUGGUCACGUCCUUCCUGGACAACGGGCACGGUCACUGCCUGCUCGACAGGCCGGAGACGCCCGAGCGCUUGCCCCAGGCCCUGCCCGGUUCGGUGUACGACGCCGACCGUCAGUGCCGGCUCACGUUCGGAGACGAGUCGCAGCACUGCCCCGACCUGAGCACCACCUGCGCCGCCCUGUGGUGCACCGUCACCACGAAGAACGGUCUACUGGUGUGCCAGACCAAGAACUUCCCGUGGGCCGACGGGACGCCGUGUGGGCACGACAGCUACUGUAUGGCAGGCCGGUGUUUGAGCUCUAGCGAAGCGGACCUGUAUCAGAUUCCCGUCAACGGAGGCUGGGGAACCUGGGGAUCUUGGGGUGACUGCUCGCGGACCUGCGGCGGAGGCGUGCAGUACUCCUUCCGGGACUGUAACAACCCCCUGCCUAAGAACGGAGGCAAAUAUUGCGAGGGUAAACGGAUUCAAUACCGGUCCUGCAGCACCGAGGCUUGUCCGGACACCAACGGAUUAACCUUCCGGGAAGAGCAGUGUCUGGCCCAUAACGACAUCUCCUCCCAGGUGUCCUUCGGCUCAGGUGAAGGUGUCGAGUGGGUACCUAAAUAUGCCGGGGUAUCCCCCAAGGAUCGAUGCAAACUGGUAUGCCGGGCAAAGGGAACCGGAUACUUCUUCGUCCUCAAGCCGAAGGUGGCCGACGGGACGCUCUGCACCCCCGACUCGACCUCCGUCUGCGUGCAGGGCCAGUGCGUCAAGGCCGGAUGCGACCGCGUGAUCGGUUCCAACAAACAGUUCGACAAGUGUGGCGUCUGCGCCGGGGACGGAUCCACUUGCAAGAAAGUCUCCGGAUCUCUGGAGUACGCGAGACCUGGCUAUCAGGACGUAGUGACGAUCCCCGCGGGCGCCACUCACAUCGACGUCAAGCAGCGUUCCCCCGGGAGUCGCCGUCUAGACAACAGCUACUUGGCGGUCCGCAGAACAGACGGCGCCUACCUCCUGAACGGCGACUACAGGCUCUCCACUCUGGAGACCGACGUCUCCGUGAGGGGGGCGCACCUGCACUACAGCGGUUCCUCGGCCUCCCUGGAGCGCCUGCGCAGCUUCGCCCCUCUCCCGGAACCGCUCACCGUGCAGGUCCUGUCCGUCGGGGAGUCGCCCCGACCACGCAUCAAGUACAGCUACUUCGCCCCUCGCGUCGCGUCCGACCCGUCCGGCGCCAACCGGCGUUCCGUCAACGCCAUCGGAGAGGCGGGCGGCGCCGAGUGGACCUUCGACGAGUGGGGGCCGUGCUCGCAGACCUGCGGGGAAGGGGCGCAGGGCAGGGAGGUCCUGUGUCUGGACGGACACGGCAGACCCUCGCAGGACUGUCCCGGAGAGCUGCGCCCGGCUUCCGCUCGGUCGUGUUUCGUACACGCCUGCCCGGCGUGGGUGGUCGGAGAGUGGUCGCCCUGCUCCAAGUCCUGCGGGAAAGGCUUCCGGAAACGUCCGCUGCGCUGCGUCGGGCACGACGGGCGCGUCCUGCCGGGCGACAGCUGUAAGUCUAAGGACCGACCACGACCCCUUUUAGACUUGUGCAUCCAGAGCGCCUGUUAAGACUCCGAUGACUGCAAUCGGCCUGGAAUUAGUGCUACCCCUCCGACACUGGGUACAGGACACAAGGGCACAAUGUGUACCUGUCGAAAAAAGCUGAAAUGGGUAUAAAAUAUAAGGACGCCUCUGCUGCUUUCGGUGCUGUCGAUAUUUAUGGACGGUUUUAUUACACGAUAUGUAUGUGUACUGUCUAUCUGAGCUGGACUGGAUAGAUUUUAUAGGUUUUACUUAAUAUAGGAAACGUACCCUAUAUGGACAAAAGUAUUGGGACACAAAAAAUAUUUAUUUUUUUAUAUAUAUUUUGUUUAUGCCUUCUCUCCCCUUUUUCUCCACCGAUGCCGAUUCCCGCUCCGAUCGAGGAGAACGAAUACGUCGGCAGCAGCCGUAUGCGUCUCAUCACCCGCACUUUGACGAGUGCAGUGCAGUGCAGCUCAGCGUUGUGUACGGAGAGACACACCCUGAUCAGCGCGCUCUCUUCUCAUCUCUGUGCAGGCGCCAUCAAUCAGCACCAGUCAUGAGAGAGAGAGAGAGACCCCAUCCGGUUCAGUCCCGCCCGUAUCUGAACGACAGGCCGACCGUCGUUCGUGUGGCCGCUCUGCCGUAGCCGGCGGGCAGAUCCGAGAUUCGAUACGAUGUAUCCGAGAUCCCAGCUCUGAUUCCGGCGUGUGUUUUUUACCACUGCGCCGCCCCUUCAAUUUUUGAAUUCUUUCCUCGUGCUCAGGUGUCCAAAUUCGAAUACUUUUGACCAUAUAGUGCACGUUACGAGUAAGAAUGUAUAGAAAUAUAUAAGCGUCUGGCUGAUGAGUGGGUCCCAACCCUCAGCUGCUAUAACCCACGACGACAGUUGUUACUUAACGCCGUACACCGCCGGCGUACAGGUUACAGGUCGCUACCACUUGGUGGACGGGGAGGGGGGGGGGGGGUCGAAGAACACGGUUUGUGUAUCUGUGUGUGUGUGUGUGUGUGUGUUAGAAGGCGUACUCCGAGAUGCUACUACUUCAUAAGUAAGUCUCUCGUGCCUUCUGAGAAGGUCGUUAUUGUACAGAAUAUCAGACGUUAUUUAUUUUUGUACAGCAUUUAAAAUGUAAUCUUUGCCUUUUUUUUUUUUUAUUGUUAUUGUUAUUGAAUUAACAGAAGGAUGUAGAUUAUAUCGGAGUAUUUAUACAGUAUUAUAUGGUCGUAGGUUUUCCAAUAAAGUAUCACAAUGA